Aspergillus calidoustus is the source of this 2022-nucleotide messenger RNA. The record is from the annotation of a GenBank genome assembly. NCBI's taxonomy places the organism in Eukaryota, Fungi, Ascomycota, Eurotiomycetes, Eurotiales, Aspergillaceae.
AUGAAUCCGACAGACGUGGUUCUUGUUCUGCUGUACCUGGGCCAUCAGGCCCAAGUCCCAGCCUUCUGGACAAGAGCGUUCCUGGGUGGAGCUGGCCUCCUGAUCCUUCUCACCGUGCUUUCCCUGAUGGUGAUGCUCGCAAGAGCCGUUCUCACCUCUCGACAAUUGGUUUCCCUCUCGGACAAACCCCUGAGCGUUAUUGGUAAACCGCUUCUCUUCCCAGUCAACUUCAUGCACAUGCGCCUUUCUCCAGUGAAGGACAAAUUCAGCAAUCGCUUUCUCAUCGUGGGCGUACCAGUUGGUCUGCGGUGCCGCAUCGGAAACUUGGUAGCUGUCGACGACAGCUCACUUGAUGUUUCUCCAGCUCCAGGAGACGAAAAAUGGUUCUGGAAGCGAAUAUGGUCGCACUUGAGUUGUUGGUGGACCAUCGAUGCCGCAAAACUGCUGCACCGCGGCGAUCAUGGCGUGGAUUUGAGGAAGAAGUUGGAUAACUUUCUCAUGUCGCAGGUAGAUACUAGAUGUUCUAUCCCGAAUGAACGGAUGGCUGACCAUACCCCACCUUCGCAGAAUGAGGAUCCGGCGCAGUGGCCGUUCGCCUACAUGAUGAGCGUUCCUCAGUUUAUGGGCUGGUACCGCAAUGUUGUCAGCUGGUGGUAUCUGUACAACGAACAGCGCGAACUCGACGCGCUUAUUCUUGAGAUCAAUAACUCCUACGAAGAGAAGCGGAACAUCCUCAUACGGGUUCGACCGACAUCGGACAAGCUCAGCGCUCUGCCUUCCUCGCCAAACGCCGAGUUCAUUGACGAUCGUCAGCUCGUUCAGUCACUUCCGUCGGAAACAAGGGCAAGAUUCUAUGGCGGCGAGUGGUACAAGUACAUCUUUGCGUCUCCAUUCGAGAAAGUCGAUGGGGUCGUUUCGCAGCGGAUGAUGGAUCCGUUGAAGCGUUCUGCGUGGACGUCCAAGGCGUCGUUUUCCAAUAUGACCACGCUCGAUGAGACAGGACAGGUACGAAUGGCGACUCGCUUGGUCUGCGACGGGCCGCCGAUCGAUCCAAUGCAAAUGAGCAAUUGGGACGUGAUCAAACUCGUCUUCCGCAUGACCCUCCCAGGCAUGCUCACCACGGCCGAGAUUGUUAUCAAGGCCUUGCGUAUCCGCUUUUCUGGUGCAAUGCAGAUGAACAAAAAGACUCCUGUGCGAAGUGGCAGUGUCGGGCGGCAUAUCACCAAGAUGGAACUGUAUGUGUACCGCAGCUCUAUUUUUGACACCUUGCUGACCUCAACCGCUAGUGACCUAGAAACCAUCUUUCGCGCAUACCUAGCCCGCUGUAUCGCCAACUGUCCCGAGCCAGUGAAACUCACGUACCUCCCCUGUCGGUCAUUUACCAACGAUGUGGUCGUCAUGCAGUCUCCCGCAUCGCUUGGAAAGCACGAGACCAGCUUGCGUCACCUCAGCGUCGAGCCAGCUGACCCCGCGUUUUAUACCCGGUUCAUCAACUACAAGGAUGUCCGCUCGGCGAUCGAACAAGAGACGAAGGAGACUGGGUUACCCGCUGAUCCCACGUCCCGAUACCUCAUCGUCUCUGAUGUUGAGCUGCUAUUGUCGGUACUGGAGUCGGGACCAUAUGAAAAGGCAGACCUGUGUGAGUCUUCAACUGCCUCUCAGAAGCACAGCACAAUGCUCUCCACAUGCCGAGGAACAUCGGCGUUCAUGGAUGAGUUCGCCUUAUCGAUCCUGGACCCAUCGUCUCGCACUGUGUACAUGGCCGCUUCUUUCCGUCUGUCCAUGGCGCGAAGACUGGCGUUUGGCUCACUCCGUUUGUUUCGUAUUUUCAGUUCCGUCGCGGCUUUGGUUUCCCAAUGGCUGCUCUUGGAUGGUCUUUCGUUUGUCUGUGGUAGAAUCGCUGUGGACAAACUGACUGGCUCACAUCUGGACCCUCGGUGGACAGGGACUGCUGGUAUGCUUCUCGGGUAUGGCUCCGCCAUCACGGCGGUUAAUGCGCUGAAAAAAUGGGCCUUGCGAUAA